GGACCGGCCAAUACCGACAGAUUCCGUACGGCACUGAGCCCGGCUUGGCGGAGCCCAGGAGACCUCUGGGAGUGCUAGCCAGCCCAAGGAGUGCGCAGGCGCAGACUUUCUGGCUCGCCAUAGUCGUCUUUGUCUGCGGGCCAGGUUCCUUGUGCAUCCACGAGAACUGCACUUGCCUUGUCCUUCAAAACCUCCCAAGAGUCCUAUGGCCUCAACCUGAAUUAUGGGAUGCUGCUUUGACCCUCAACAGUAACGUCCAAGUCCUGUGUCACUGUUUAGAAGUUUAAGGCACCAGUUUAACAAGAAGAUCAAUGGAUGACUGAGAGAGAAAUGUAAAGGAGGUGCUAUCUAGAAAAGGCCUGGGAAAUUUAUAAAUAGAUAAAGACACAACAUGGAAGACAUGUGAGUUAAUAAGUCUCCUUCUCCAUGAAAAUACAGCUAAGAAAAAACUCAGAAAACCUGGGUAACAGAGAAGUAUUUCCUCUGAACACAGACAUUGAUUAAGACUAUAUUUCUAUGUAUGGGACUCAGUUUAAGAGAAUUUAGAACAUAAUUUAUACUUAAAUAUAAGAGAAGCUAAGAAAGAAGCAUUAAGAAUACAAUGAUGUCCUAUAUUUCAUCCCAAUCUGUAAUUGUCUAAUCUCAGUAUAAGCAAUGUAAAGUCUUUCAUCAUUAAUUCAACUUCAUUAGAUACCUGAGGAUUAAUAUUGAAGAGAAGCCAUAUGAAUUUCAUGAAUGUGGAAAAGCUUUUAUCUAUGUCACGUGUCAAGAGAUACUGAGGAAUUCUUGUUGGAAAAAAUAUCUGUGCAUGGUAAGAAUGUUGGAAAGCCUUCAGCCUGAAGCAGAUCUCCUUCAGCAUGACCAGAUUCAUAGUAGAGAGAAACCUCAUGAAUGCAGUGAAUGUGGAAAAACCUUUAGCCUGAAGCAAAACCUCAUAGAGCAUAAGAAAAUGCAUACUGGAGAAAAAUCACAUGAAUGUACUGAAUGUGGUAAAGUAUUCUCUCGAGUCUCAUCCCUUACUCUACAUUUGAGAAGUCAUACAGGAAAGAAACCAUAUAAAUGUAAUAAAUGUGGAAAAGCCUUCAGCCAGAAAAGAAACUUCCUUUCUCAUCAGAAACAUCAUACCGGAGAGAAACUUUAUGAAUGUGGGAAAGCUUCUAUUCAGAUGCCAGGCCUCAUUAAACACCAGAGAAAUAAUACUGGAAACAAACCCUAUGCAUGUAAGGAAUGUGGAAAGGCCUUCAAUGGCAAAUCAUAUCUCACGGAGCAUGAGAAAAUUCAUACGGGAGAGAAACCAUUUGAAUGUAAUCAAUGUGGAAGAGCCUUCAGCCAGAAGCAAUACCUCAUUAAACAUCAGAAUAUCCACAGUGGAAAGAAACCCUUUAAAUGUAAUGAAUGUGGAAAAGCCUUUAGCCAGAAGGAAAAUCUCAUUAUCCAUCAAAGAAUACAUACUGGAGAGAAACCUUAUGAAUGCAAAGGAUGUGGGAAAGCUUUCAUUCAGAAGUCAAGCCUCAUUAGACACCAGAGAAGUCAUACAGGAGAGAAACCCUAUAUAUGUAAAGAAUGUGGGAAAGCCUUCAGUGGCAAAUCAAAUCUCACUGAGCAUGAGAAAAUUCAUAUUGGAGAAAAACCCUAUAAAUGUAAUGAAUGUGGAACAAUCUUUAGGCAGAAGCAAUACCUCAUUAAACAUCACAAUAUUCAUACAGGAGAGAAACCCUAUGAAUGUAAUAAAUGUGGAAAAGCCUUCUCUCGAAUCACAUCACUCAUUGUACAUGUGAGAAUUCAUACGGGUGAUAAACCUUAUGAAUGUAAAAUAUGUGGGAAGGCCUUCUGUCAAAGCUCAUCUCUUACUGUUCAUAUGAGAAGCCAUACAGGUGAGAAGCCCUAUGGUUGUAAUGAAUGUGGGAAAGCCUUCUCUCAGUUCUCAACUCUUGCUCUACACAUGAGAAUCCAUACUGGAGAAAAACCUUAUCAGUGUAGUGAAUGUGGGAAAGCUUUUAGCCAGAAGUCACAUCAUAUUAGACACCAGAGAAUUCAUACUCACUAAAGCUCUAUGAAUGCCUUGAAUUUAGGAAAACUUUCAUCAGAACUCACACUUUAAUGGUAUACUGAAAAUUCAUUUUAUAAUAGUGACAUGAAUGUGGAAAAUACUUCAACAACUCAAAACUUAAAUACUAACAAUUUUAAUAAGUAUCAUAGUAUCAUGAAAACCUAUACGCCCAGAACUCCCACAACAAACAUUGUUAAUGAUAUACUUUUAGGAGCAAUCUCAUUGACAUAAGGAUCCAGUCAUGAACAUUAAUCAGCAUGGUUCUGGAAGGCCUACCUGAUGCAUUAAGAGGUAUAAAGAUUUGACAUUAAGAGACAAAAUUGUCAUUUAAAAAAUGUUUUGCUAUACAUGUAAUCAAAAUUAUUUGUUCUUGAUUCAUUUGUAGAAAUCAGAUUGGGACAGAAUAUUGUAUUCAGAAACAUGCAUGCCUUUAUGGGGAAUUGUUAAUUGAUAGAGGUGGUAUCACAGGUUGGUAGAGAAAUUAAAUCAUGGAUGAUUCAAAAAAUGGUCUCAGGGUAACUGACUCUUCAUGUGGAAAAAUAUUAGAUCUCUGCUGUAGUAAUACAUUAAAGUAUUUAUUAUGAAAUCCAAAAGUAUUGAAGACUAGAAUGCAAAAAACAAAAUUUAGUAAUACAAGAAUUUUAUAGGAGAGUGUUUUUAAAACCUUGGGGUAGGAGGGAAUUUCUAAAAUAGAUUCCAGGAUACUCACUCCUGAGUAUACAUGCAUAUCCCCAAGAAACAUACAUGUACCUAGGGAGUCAUGUAUCUUUAUGUUCAUUGAAGCAUGAAUUACAUUAGCAAUGGCUGUUGCUUGUGAAAUGGAUAAUAAAAUGUGAUAUAGGCACACAGUAGAAUAUUCUCUAGUAGUUAAGUAUAACAGGUGAUAUAUAUAUAUAUAUAUAUAUAUAAAUAUAUUAACAGAGAAAGACCCAAAAAGUCAUGUAGAGUAAAAACAAUGAAGGGAUAAAUAUAAUCAUAACUGUGGAUAUUAAAUCAACACUAACAAACACUAGUAUUAAGCAUUGAUUAUGGAUAAACAUUUUUAUGUAAAACUGAAGAAUGGAUUGGAAAGAUACACACUCAAUUCCCAAAGGUGGUUGCCUCUAGAAAGAAUGGUAGUGGAAAAGAAAUGGGACCAAGCAUGGUAGUUAAGGAUACUUCAGUUUUGUAUCUAAACACCUAUCAUUAAAAAGAAAUAAAGAUUCCAAGUAAAUAUAACAAAAUGUUAGUUACCUCUGGGUUGUGGUAAUAUAUGUGUUCUAUUGUUUGUGCUAUUUCUGAAAAUAAAAAAAAAUAAAGAUAGGAGUAGGAAAGCUGUACAUGGAGUACAGGUAAUAACAGACUCACAAUCCCAGAUAACUAAUAUUUUAUAGGAAAUAUUUCUAAAAUCUUAUCUUUACUAUAAGUCAUUUUUUAAAAUUGGGAUGGUAGCGGGGCGCCUGGGUAGCUCAGUUGGUUAAGCGACUGCCUUCGGCUCAGGUCAUGAUCCCGGAGUCCUGGGAUCGAGUCCCGCAUUGGGCUCCUGGCUCGGCGGGGAGCCUGCUUCUCCCUCUGACCCUAUCCCCUCUCAUGCUGUUUCUCGCCCUCUCUCUCAAAUAAAUAAAUAAAUAAAAUCUUAAAAAAAAAUUAUAAAAAAAAUAAAUAAAUAAAAUAAAAUAAAAUAAAAUUGGGAUGGUAGCUUAAUUUAAAUUUACUCUUGCAUGUGACAUCACUAAUCUGUGUGAUCUCUACUUAGAAGUUAUAGCAUUUGAUUGUGCAACAGGUUGGUAUUACAUACAUUUAAGGAUCAUACCAUACCAUUUAAUAAUACAUGCACAGACUUGAUAUUUAGAAUUGGUUUUUACCGGAACAUUUAUCAGAAACUUUAAAAGUCCACAUAGGCAGUAUUGGCAUUAAGGAUUUGGUAUUUUAAAAUGAGGAAACCAAGUUACCCUUAAUUUUUAAAUAUGCCACUGAGUAAAAUGUCAACUCUUGCAUUUCACCUUCAAUUUUAACCUCAUUUUUUUCUCUAUUCUGCCAGAUAUACUCAACCAAUACCCCCUGUUUGUUUCUUUGGGGAAAAUGGUGCUAAAAAGGAGAUCUGAGACGUAAACAAUAUUCUUUUAUUUGAAGCAAAUCUUUUUGAGGAUUUUUGUUUACUCGGUCCCUUUCCACAACAACUUGACAUAUAAAAAGUUGUUAGUGCUCUUUUUGAAUAGUGAUAAAAAUGGGUAUCCAACAUUUAAACCUUAGGCAUAUUUCAAAUAUAUCAAUUUCUUGUAAAUUCAAAAUAAUGAAAUGCUAAUAGAACCAUACUACUAUACUGCUUGUUAAUGGUUUUGAAGGUUAGUCUUGAGAUAACAUUAUAAAUGUCAGGGAUUGAUUUCCUGGGGUAAUAUACCCAAAUAACAUGUGUAUCUACAUGAAUCUAAAUUAUCCUCUAUUUUCUUCCAUUCCUCAUUAAGCAUUCCCCUCACAUUUCUUAAGUGUUUUGCUUGCCUUUGAGCUUGUGCAGCUUUGAAGUCACCAGAACAACUAAGAACUCUCAAUUCAGACCAAACUAGGAGGAUUACCUUUUGGUGCCUGUAGUUGGUUAGUGCCAAGGUGCAACAACAAUAAAUAGGAUAUCACAUAGAGUAAGAUGAAUAAUAUCUGAGUACUAUCACAGUAUUUUGACAUUUCACUAUAAAUAGUGUCAAAUUUACUGACAUCCCCCUAUUGAUUCGACUUUUUGCUAGUUAUUUGCCACCACAAACAAUACUACAGUAAACACUCUUAAAAUAAGACCUUAAAUUUCAGAUGUUUUUAUUUCUAGGGGAUAGGUUACAGGCAAGAGAGUGUUAGAUCAAAGGACGUAUGCUAUUAUUUUAUUUUGGAGGUGCUAUUAGUCAUUUUCAAAAACACAACUUUCCUCUAACCCUGCAACAGAUGGUAACGUACUACUCAAAUUCAUAUUUGUCUGAUGAGUGUAACCACUUGCUCCUAGCUUCUUUGUAAAUUUUCACAUUGUUAGCUCAUUUUGAAGUCCUCUUUAUGUAUUAGACAUUAGGAAUUUGUCUAAUUUUUGUCAUAAAAAUGAUUUUUUCCAUAAAAAUACCCUAAAUUUCUGUGUAACUAGAUAUGUAUUAAUUUUUUCUAAGCUUAUGGAUUGAUUAAGAAGAUACUUUAGAUUGUAGAUUUCUUAGGUUUUCUUGCAAGUUAAUGUUUGCAUUUUUCAAUAUGUAAAUAUUAGUCCAUUUAGAACUUAAUUUUUAAUGUCAUAUGAAAUGAGGAUUCCUUGUUAUUUUCUUCCAGAUGGGUUUCCAGUUAUACAAGCACAAUUUGUUAAAAUAACCCAUCUAUUCAGCAGCCAGUCACACAGUUCUGACACCAACUUGUGGUGUCCCCCAGCAGCAAUCACAGAUUUGAACGAGUAAUCAAAAAAAAACAGAACAGGCUUUAACAAAGUUUAUUAUUAGCCUUCCCUGACACACACACAAAAACCAAACUACAACAAAACAAAACAAACAAACGAAAACAAAAUCGCCUUCACAAUACUACAACUGCCCAAGCAAGCACGGCUUUCAGGGCCUCUGCCCUGCUCAGGGGAGAGGUCAGAAUGGGUGUGGUUCACCUAAGCACUGGGAAACAUUAACAUUCUCAUCCAGGACGUCUUAUGAUAACCCACUACUGCAACUGCAUGGUGUGCCCCCAUCCAUGCAGCACACCCAGUUGUAACACUGAUACCCACUUAAGCACAGGGAAGCUGCUGCCUUGGUUUCCCAAGACUUAUGAUGCCUUAGUCACAUAGGCUAUCGAUGUCUACAUGCCAAGUCACAGUGCCCCCUAUCCCCAUCCAGGUACAGGAUACACAUGAAGAAUCUACAGUAGUAUUUUCAUCAAGGAAACUGGCAGAAAAUCAAAUCUAAGGUCAUCUUUCCAGACAAGGGUCAGGGGGAGAGGCCUAUUCUUAAUUCUUUACCAAUACCAUCCUUUCCUAUUCAACUGAAACUCAGAUAUGUAAUCCUUUAACCACAUGAUUUUUUCCUCAUUCAACUGAAACUGCCUUGUACUUUCAUUUAUACCAAGACCUAUUUUCUGUAUUCUCUUGUUUCACUAAUCUAUUUUUCUACUUCUAUACUAAUACCAUAUUAAUUGAUAAAUUGAUUUAACAUUAGCCGUAUUGUAUUUUGAUACUGCAUAAUAGACCAGCUCCUCCUUGCUGUUUUUCAUAGUUUUAUUGGUUAUUCUAAGUUAAUUUUCUUCCUAUAUAAAUGAAGACUGUGUUCUCAAAAUACAAAGACCCUUUGAUAGUCUAGUUGGAACUGCAUUAAAUUUAUAUAUUUAUUUUGGGAGAAAUGACAUUUUUUAUUUUAAGUCUUUCUGACCCAAAUCAUAGUGUGCCUUUGCAUUUGUUCAAACUAUAAUCAUGUCUUUCAGCAUGAGGGUCCUAAACAAAGUAAUUUGAAUGCCAUCCCUGCUUAAUAUAUAUUUUGAAAAGUUUGUUCAGUGAAUGAGGAGAAUCCCUAUUAUGAACUAAACGUUUGUAGCCCACUCAGAAUUCAUACUUUGAAGCCCUGAUCCCUAGUGUGAUGGUAUUUGGAGAUGGGGCUAUAAGGAAGUAAUUAGGUUUAGAUUAGGUCAUGAGGGUGGGACACUCAUGACGGGAACAGUACCCAUAUAUAGAAGUGGAAGAGAGAGACUGUAAGAAGGGAUUUCUUUCCAUGUGUAUACACUGAGGAAAGGUCAUGUGAGUAUAGCACAGUGAGAAAGCAGUUGUCUACACCAGGAAUUGGACCUUCACCAGGAUUUGCCAGCACUUUGAUGUUGGAAUUUCCCAGCCUCUAGAACUGUAAGAAAUAAAUGUCUGUUAUUUAAA
This is a messenger RNA of Mirounga angustirostris (Northern elephant seal), 6887 nucleotides long. It is a transcript of the gene ZNF260, whose product is annotated as zinc finger protein 260. The record is from RefSeq and is a predicted model, not a curated record. The transcript is spliced from 3 exons. NCBI's taxonomy places the organism in Eukaryota, Metazoa, Chordata, Mammalia, Carnivora, Phocidae. The coding region runs from base 809 to 2047 and encodes 412 amino acids.